AGAAGAGAGCAGGCGCAGAGUGCGCAUGCGUUUACUAAUAUUAAUGGAUGGGGGUUUAAUAGUGAAUGGAGCAGAACCGUAUAUUAGUCUGAGUCUUUUGAAAUCGAAAAAAAAUAAUCAAGAACUGUCACAAAACAGCAUGAGUGGCGUUGGGUUUAACUCCGGUGGGAGCACGGGGCUGAGAGCCGGAUUGGGGCCAGGAGAGAGCUCGGAGGGUAUCGACAAAAUCGACAUGUCUCUGGAUGACAUAAUUAAGCUGAACAGGAAAGAGCAGAAGACUAUUAGAGCAGGAAACCACAAGCUCCGGGCAAAUGGCCAUUUUCAGCAGGGAAGGAGAGUCGGAUCCUGGCCUGGAGGAGCUGCGCAGAGAGGAGCAGGUUCAGCACGGCUAGGAUCACGAGGGCGAAAAAUCGCCGCUGUUGUUGGACGGCGCCGAGGACAAGGGGUCAUCACUGGAUUAGCGGCUCGACGAAGUGCUGCACUCCGCAAAGGUGUCGCUCCGUUUAACCGACCGGCACUGACUCAGAGACCGCGGACCCUCGUUAAGCAUCGUGCAACACUAAACAGGCAGACGGACAUCCAGAGGCAGGCGUCCCGGCAGACAGAUGCACAGAGGGCAGCUGCCGCAGGUCUGCACAGACCCAUCCAGCUGCGCAGGACCCCAGCUCCAAUCCACCAGACCCAGAGGGACGCCAGGCAAGCCACCUUCCUCUACCGGAGGGGCCUCAAGGUCUGCACCCAAGUGCAAAGCCCCCCUGCACCCCCAGCCACACAAAGGACACGCCCGUGGCGCACCUCGACAACUAACACUGGAAUUUUGACGGUGUCCAUUGACAACCCAACAGCCAGAACGCAGCCUGAGCCACCCCGAUCAUGGACAUUGCACCCCCACAUUCCAACCCCAGGUUCGCUAAAGGAGGAAGAGGAGGAGGGGGAGGUGGAGAAGGCCCCCCCCAAGGGAGUGCCGCUCCAGUUCGACAUUAACAGCGUGGGCAAGCAGACCGCGAUGACCCUGAAUGAGCGUUUCCGCAUCCUGAAGGAGCGGCGCACGGCUGCCCGGGACGGCAGAAGCAGCCGCUUCGUCACCGUGGGUUAGCCUGUCCUCCGGCGUGGACGUUCGCGGGGGGGGGGGAAAACGCAGGACCGUUUGGGGUGGGAGGGGGCAAACGGGCAGACGCGGCCCCCUCCCGUCCUGACAUCACCCACACACACCAGACCUGGGCCACAGGGACAAGUCAGAGAUGUUGACGACCAGCAUUUUAUUCAAUCCAGUCAUUUUUCAGGGGGCCAUCGUAUGAGGACAAGGCGAGGAACAAGGACAGACUGCACAUCCCUUUAAACUCAGCAGAUAUCCGGAGUCGAUGUUCCUCGCAAAUGAUAUAUUUUUGUUUCAAUUUUUAAAAUGUUUAUUUUCCUGAUUAUAUGAGCAUUGUUAAUGCGUUUCAGUUUUUUUGUUCUUUGGGAACAUCCUCUACAUUUGUCAGGGCUAAUUUUACUUUUUUUUUUAUUUUACCGUGUUUUAUUUUGGAAUGUGGAGGACGUUACAUUGUCCACGGUUUCCAUUGAGCUUCGUUUGGUGCCAGGAAGCAGUGUAAGCAGUAUGCACCAGAAAAUGACUUCACUUACUCAGCAUCCUUUACAAAACCAUUUUAAAAACAAAAAAAAAAAAAAAAACUAUUUUGUCUGUUUUAUAAGAAUGUUUCAAAUAAAUGUGCCACGUUGUU
Molecule: messenger RNA, 1724 nt
Organism: Brienomyrus brachyistius
Lineage: Eukaryota; Metazoa; Chordata; Actinopteri; Osteoglossiformes; Mormyridae
Product: UAP56-interacting factor-like
Exons: 9
Coding region: 26-1096 (356 amino acids)
Biological process (GO): mRNA export from nucleus
Molecular function (GO): mRNA binding
Source: RefSeq, a predicted model, not a curated record